Molecule: messenger RNA, 2132 nt
Organism: Drosophila teissieri
Lineage: Eukaryota; Metazoa; Arthropoda; Insecta; Diptera; Drosophilidae
Gene: PIG-T
Product: GPI transamidase component PIG-T
Exons: 2
Coding region: 115-2034 (639 amino acids)
Biological process (GO): attachment of GPI anchor to protein
Cellular component (GO): GPI-anchor transamidase complex
Source: RefSeq, a predicted model, not a curated record
GUUUUUUUUUUGUUAAUAAAAUUGUAUUAUUAAAAUACAUUAAAAUAGAGCAGCUUAUAAGGAAUCGGUAGAACCGAAACGGAUUAAAGACGGAAACACUGGCACUGAACCAGGAUGGCCAGGAUGUAUCCGGUGGCGUUUGUCCUGCUGCUGCUGGUUGCAUUUAAUGCCGGCGCAAAUUUGGGACGCGAUGACGAACGAUUCCAUGAGGAGCUAGUGGUUCGUCCAUUGUCCGGCGACCAUGUCAACACCUACUUCCAGUUCACCACGCGCUGGCACUACGGCGACAAGGACAAUCUUUACCACACCCAAUUGACGCCGCGCGUGAUUGCGGAGCUGCUGCAGCAGUUUGCGGUGAAGGAGCUGCACAUUGGCCUGACCCAGGGAUUGUGGCGCUACGAGACGUGGGGCUAUCCCAUUGUGGAGGCCACCAGCGGUGCCGAGAUGUGGGCGUGGUUCAGUGGCGCGAAUUUGACCAACCGCGAAGUGGACCGCCAGUGGAAGGAGUUGGCCAACGUGUUCUCUGGCGUUUUGUGCGCCUCGCUGAAUUUCGUGGACAAUACGAAUAGCAUUGCACCGCGGCACUUGAUCCGACCACAAUUCAUGCCAGCCAAUGGCCAGAGAUUCGUCCGCUACGCCACAUUGCCGCGCGAGAUUGUGUGCACGGAGAAUCUGACGCCGUGGAAGAAACUGCUGCCAUGCGGCAGUGCCUCAGGCUUUGCCUCACUUCUCAACUCGGGACACGUGCACAACACCAAGUACCAUUCACUGGGCCUGAAGGUGCGGGUGCUGUGCGAGGAUCACGACGAGGACAACUGCAUUGUGGAGCUGACCCAGACGGCCAACUUGGUCUACGAUCUCCGGCUGUUCGAGCUGAGCAACAAUGAUUUCUCGCUGCGCCGUCUGUUCGGCAUGGGAUUGAAUGGCUUUUGUGAGCUGGCCGAGAGCUCCAAGAUCUAUGUGCAGCGCAACGAGCAGGGCGAGCGCUACCAAUUGGUACCGGAGCCCGUGCACGAGGUGAAGACCACUCGUGGUGGGCACAGUGUCGUCUACUCCGUCUACGAUAUGCACGAGCAGUUCAAGGAGCCCGGCGAGCGGCUCUUUAAUGUGGCCUGGCUGGCGCCAAAGAGCGAGAAUCGCAGACGUAAUCUGGCAAAGCCAUCGCUGCCGCCGGUGACGGUUCAUCGUUAUCUGUUGGGCCAUGGCCAGGAGCGGGGCAGGAUCGUCACAGAGGUGACGAACUCGCAUUACGACGCAUUGCCCAUAAUGCUGCAGGAGGUGAUACCGUGGUAUGUGCACGCCUACUUGCACACGCUUUCCAUUCGCCGCAAGCCGCAGCGCGUCAACGAAUACGGACGCCAGCGACUGCCCUUCAAGCUGCUCCACUAUACGCCCGGCAAGCAGAGGGAACUGCCAUCCCACCUGGAAAUCGGCUUCACGCUGCCCGGCCAGACAUCGGCACUGAUCACCAUCGAUGUGGAUUACCUGCUGCUCAAGUGGCUGGAGUAUCCGCCGGAUGCGAAUCACGGCCACUACAUCGGCUCCGCCAUCGUGUCCAGCCAACUGCCGAUGGGCAGGAACUACACCGCUCUGCCGCCGGAGGGGCAUCUCUUCGAGCAUUCGUUCAAUGCCACACGGCCGAGUUAUGUGCUCAGUUUGCACACGGAAGCGCUGAUUGUCUCGCUGCCCACGCCCGACUUCAGCAUGCCGUACAAUGUGAUCUGUCUGGCGUGCACGGUGGUGGCCCUGGCCUUCGGACCCAUCCACAGUGUGGCCACCAAGAUGAUCAUUGUGGGCCGCCAGGCGUCGACGCCCAAGAACUUUGUCAAGAAGAUCUUUAACAAGAUUUUCCGGCGCGGCAAGGCCGCCGAUGAAGCAGCUGCCGAGGGCGAAGGAUUGAAAGCAGCUACAGGAGCAGCAGCAGCGGGUGCAACUGGAAUGGCAUCUGCGAGAGCAUCGGUAUCGCCAGGCGGCCCAUCGGGCGACCAGCCGUUGCUGGAAGAUCUCGACGAGGAAGAGGAGGAGCAGGACUAGGAGAUGACACACACACACACAACAGCCACCGGGAGUCGUGAUAAGCUCCCACUGAUAGUAAACCCUUACAAUUCCAAUAAAAAGUAUCACAAAACACA